Messenger RNA from Spinacia oleracea (spinach), 2270 nucleotides. Its product is annotated as protein MAIN-LIKE 1-like. Bases 372 to 2087 code for a protein of 571 amino acids. Gene Ontology annotation, biological process: meristem development; meristem maintenance. Lineage: Eukaryota; Viridiplantae; Streptophyta; Magnoliopsida; Caryophyllales; Amaranthaceae. The record is from RefSeq and is a predicted model, not a curated record. The transcript is spliced from 4 exons.
UACCCUUUACUUUUUUACAUUUUUUACCCCCAUCAAUCCAACUCCCUCCAUCAAUACAGUAGAGGUAAAUACACCCAACAACCAGAGGUAAAUACACCCAACAACCAGAUUCAGGCACCUUCAACCCAUAAUCCGGCAAAAAUUUCCGGCCACCUUCAACCUAGAAUUCCAAAAAAAGGGCCUACGGCCUACGCUAAACCCAGAAUUCCGGCGAAGAAGAGAAAGGUCAGACCCGCAAUGAUGACCCGUGGUGCUCCACCACCGCUCAACCCAUAAUUCCGGCAACGAUACCCGUGGUGCUCCACCUCCGCUCCACCCAUAAUUCGGCCAGAAGAGAAGCGAAGGGGAGUUAAAGUGGUCGGCCGGCGAGUAUGGUAGAUCCAACAGCAGCUAAGGCGGGACAAGCGGCGGCGAAGGGAGUGAAGGCUAGGAGAGGUAAAACGGCUUCGGUGGUGGCAAGGAAAACGCCGGCAAAUCGCAAGCGAGCAAUUGGAGAAUCUACCUCGUCUGUUUAUCUCACAAGUGAUGGUGACUCCGGUGUUCGACAUACUCGAGAUCGACGUAUCGACGCUUCAGUUAGGAGACAGGGAGAGAGGCAGACUGCACCGUUGAUGCAACCGGUGGUUGAGAGUGAGUCUUCUCGUCCAUUCGAUGACGAGGAUGAUGAUGAUGUGGGCUUUGAGCAUGAGUUGGAGGCCCAAUUGGACAUGGCCGAGGACGUUGUACCCACAGACGGUGUACCCACAGACGGUGUACCCACAGACGGUGUACCCAAAGACGGUGUAAGUUUUCCCAUUACUUUAGUGAUUACGAAGGGCACGAGAGGGAGGUUUGUCAGAUCUGAGUCGAGCUCUACCACUACUCCGAGAUUUAGUAAACGACAUAAGCAAUUGACAGAUGAUUCUUGGAUGGUUAAAGGUCAUACUCCCGGUGGUCCGACGGAUGAUAGCGUCAUUCCUAGCUUUGGUGGACAUGUUGCCCGACAGAUUUGGGACGGGGUAGAGAGACGGAUAGAAGUCUUGAAGUGCCAGAAUAGAAGCCAUGCUUGUUCGACUCUCAGGAGCUGGCUAGAUGAAUUUUCGGAUGAUUUGAGGCGACGUGUCGAUGCGACUGGAUUAUCUCACCUACCAUUUUGCAUGUUUCCUCAUAUCGACAUGCCUUUGAUUUCUGCGUUCGUUGAGCGGUGGCAGCCCGACACGAGCACUUUUCACAUGCCGUUCGGGGAGAUGACUAUUAUGUUGCAUGAUGUGUGGCAUAUCCUUCGCAUUCCAGUUGAGGGGCGUUUUAUUUCUGCUGAGAGUAGUAGCGAGCAUUUGAAGUGUGACAUGGUGGAGCUACUUGGAGUUAGUUUUGAUGAGCUUAAAUCCCCUCACUGGGUUGGUGGUGGUGUGGCAAUCGAGACCAUAAUCGUUCGUUGUCAUAUGGUUGAUCGGACUCCUGAUACGAGUUUGGUUGGUUGGAUGUUUUUGAUGCUUGGAACAUCGUUAUUUGUCGACAAGAGUGGUAGUAGGAUUAGACCAUCGAGCAUACUCGAGCUUAAGGAUGGUGGCGUAGAUAGUGUUACUCAGUAUUCAUGGGGAGCCGCCACACUAGCUUUCCUUUAUCGCCAGCUUGGGGUGGCUAGUCGGGGUGGCAGCCAGGGCAUUUCAGGAUGUUUGACGCUAUUGCAGGCAUGGAUAUAUGAGUAUUUUCCUACUUUUCGUCCACACACUUCUCGACUUACUUGUGAGCCGGGUACGGCUCGUGCCUGCAUGUGGAGCAUUAGACAGGAGCGCAGGAGUUUAGUUCGACUACAGUCAUUUCGUACAUCCAUAGAUCAGUUGAUGUCUGCAGAGGUAACAUGGUUGCCUUACGGUCCUGACCCUGCAUUGACUGUUCCGAGGACCACACUCUGUGGGUGGCUUCGAUAUCGUGAUAUUAUUGAGCCUUACAUGCCCGAUCGGGUUUUGCGUCAGUUAGGUUACAUGCAAGUCAUUCCAUCCCCGAUUUUGAGACCAGAGUUAUCCUCCGGAAAUUGUCUUCUGUUAGGGUUAUCCUCCGGAAAUUGUUCUUGGACAGCUGCCAAGAUAACAUUCGGCUUUGCUUGAGCCGAAGACAUAUCACGAACAAGUUUCUUUGCUUCUAGACUAAGGCCGCUCAUCUGUCGGUUGCCUUCUCGGUACGUAGAAAAUUCAUUAUUGUGCAUCCCGUUUUGUUCAGGACCCAAGCUAAUCACCCAACCAUUUUCACACGGUACCACUUUAAUCAGGAACUUGCAACCGCAUGCUUGA